UUUGAUAGAAUUUGUGACAUGAUGGGGAUUUAUAUCUUCUUUUUCUUCUUUUUGACAGAAUCUUGGAGCCUGUCUGGAGGAACUAACACCACUAUGAUCUCAAAUACAGCUACUCCAGCUGUGAAGUAUUAUGUUGACAGGAAGGAAGUCUACAACCAUGGGAGUAACGUGAUUCUAACCUGCAGCAAUAAGACAUGGAACGAGAUACUAUAUGUUAUCUGGAACAUUAAAGUAAAAAGCAAAGCCUGCACGAUUUCAUUCAAUAAUGAUGGCCAAGGUGUUGAUGACUGCAAUGAUGAAAAGUCUCUCAAAACCAAUUCAAUUGGUCAAUCAUACUUGAAUAUCCCAAACUUUUCAGCCAAUGAUGUUGGGGUUUACAAGUGCGAAUCAGUGUACCAAGGAGGAAAUCAACAUUAUAAUAUUGAAGUGGCUGUCACAGCUCCUCCUCGUGUGUCUGCCUGGUUAGAGUAUAGGGGUAACAAGAUGGUGGCCGUUUGCAGAGCUGAGAGCGGGAAUCCUGCUGCCAACAUCAGGUGGAGUCCUGCAGGAAAUUAUUCAGUGACAAAGAAACAAGACCCAGAUGGAUUUGUAACAGUGGAAAGUCAGCUGGAACUCCCUAAGAACAUCGAUAGAGAAAACCUGACAUGUAUUAUCCAGCACCAGUUCUGGGAUCAGGAGGAAAUUUUGGUACCAGAACUCAGAAAAGGAGAUUAUUCGUUUAUGAAUUUGAUUCGUAUUAUGAUUGUUUUCCUCAUGAUUGUGUCAACAUUCAUCAUUUUUGCUUUUAAAAAAUGGUGAGAUGCUUCUUUAAAAUUAAACU
This is a messenger RNA of Cyprinodon tularosa, 820 nucleotides long. Its product is annotated as cell surface glycoprotein CD200 receptor 1-B-like. The transcript has 5 exons. NCBI's taxonomy places the organism in Eukaryota, Metazoa, Chordata, Actinopteri, Cyprinodontiformes, Cyprinodontidae. Bases 19 to 798 code for a protein of 259 amino acids. Gene Ontology annotation, molecular function: signaling receptor activity. The record is from RefSeq and is a predicted model, not a curated record. Gene Ontology annotation, biological process: regulation of neuroinflammatory response.